Molecule: messenger RNA, 1046 nt
Organism: Heteronotia binoei (common prickly gecko)
Lineage: Eukaryota; Metazoa; Chordata; Lepidosauria; Squamata; Gekkonidae
Gene: LIN7A
Product: lin-7 homolog A, crumbs cell polarity complex component
Exons: 6
Coding region: 95-751 (218 amino acids)
Biological process (GO): maintenance of epithelial cell apical/basal polarity; protein localization to basolateral plasma membrane; neurotransmitter secretion
Cellular component (GO): synapse; basolateral plasma membrane; MPP7-DLG1-LIN7 complex
Molecular function (GO): L27 domain binding
Source: RefSeq, a predicted model, not a curated record
CCGAAGCCCCACCCUCUUCCCCCUCCCACUCCCAAUCACUCUCCCGGCUGAUGCUGGAAUCGAGCGUCACUCCAGCUUCGGUGGCGCUGCAGACAUGGCGACGACGCUGACAGUGGUCCAGCCGCUGAGCCUGGACAGAGAUGUUGCCAGAGCCAUUGAACUGCUGGAGAAGCUACAAGAAUGUGGAGAAGUACCAGGACACAAACUACAGUCACUUAAAAAAGUACUGCAGAGUGAGUUUUGCACAGCUAUCAGAGAGGUGUACCAGUAUAUGCAUGAAACCAUAAACGUUAAUGGCUGCCCAGAAUUCCGUGCCAGGGCUACUGCAAAGGCAACAGUAGCUGCCUUUGCAGCAAGUGAAGGCCAUUCACACCCUCGAGUGGUAGAACUGCCAAAGACUGAUGAAGGCCUUGGUUUUAAUGUGAUGGGGGGAAAAGAACAAAAUUCUCCUAUUUACAUUUCUCGCAUAAUUCCUGGAGGAGUAGCAGAAAGGCACGGAGGACUCAAACGUGGAGACCAGCUGCUUUCUGUUAAUGGAGUGAGUGUGGAAGGAGAACACCAUGAAAAGGCUGUAGAGCUUCUGAAGGCUGCUAAGGACAGCGUCAAGCUGGUGGUACGCUACACCCCCAAAGUCUUAGAAGAAAUGGAGGCUCGUUUUGAGAAACUGAGGACAGCACGACGCAGACAGCAGCAACAGUUGCUAAUUCAGCAGCAACAGCAGCAAAAUGCACAGCAAAAUCAUAUGUCGUAGAUUAUUCUCCAGAAAGAAAUUCUAAAGAUCAAGAAUUCAGCAACUUCACAGCAAAGCUGUGCUUCAUAUUCCAACAUAGAGUGAAGCAGCAGCAGCACCGGCAAUACCACAAUUGCACUCACCAGCAAACUGUGAAUUACUGCCAUAAGAAUUGUUUGACAUGCCAACACCACAAUAGACUCUCUCUAUGAGGCUUUUCAGUAUACUGAAGUCUUAAGAUAAAAAAGGGUUGUUUGACCCUGAUCCUGUUGUAUGGUAAGAUUUUUCAAAAUUUAAGAAGUUGUUUUGAAAAGAA